Messenger RNA from Daktulosphaira vitifoliae (grape phylloxera), 3656 nucleotides. RefSeq names its product soluble guanylate cyclase 88E-like. Gene Ontology annotation, molecular function: oxygen sensor activity; heme binding; guanylate cyclase activity. The coding region runs from base 295 to 3012 and encodes 905 amino acids. Gene Ontology annotation, biological process: response to oxygen levels; cGMP biosynthetic process; nitric oxide-cGMP-mediated signaling. Gene Ontology annotation, cellular component: guanylate cyclase complex, soluble. The transcript is spliced from 13 exons. The record is from RefSeq and is a predicted model, not a curated record. Lineage: Eukaryota; Metazoa; Arthropoda; Insecta; Hemiptera; Phylloxeridae.
AAUUUAUGUGAGAGACUACUACCGGCGGACUCAAUGGUUGUCGCGCUUAUCCCAAUGACGGUCGUGUCUUCUAACGCUCUUCAGCUAAUAGUAAUGACCGUUAUUAAUUGUCUGAAGAGGAUAUUUUUUGUAAUAUGAUUCGAAUCGCCACCAUCUUCCGCAAACUUAACCAUGUGCACAAUCAAUGGCGACGACGUCGCCGUCUAUAAAUUGAAUUAAAAACAAGUCACCUUUUAAAAAAACUUUAAAAAAUCGAAUAUAUCAAAACAAAAGGAGCUAAAUAAAAGAUUAAAUAUGUAUGGCUUACUACUAGAAAAUUUGUCGGAGUAUAUAAAAAAAAUAUAUGGAGAAGAUAGGUGGGAAGAAAUCCGGAGAAUGGCCAAUGUUGAACAACCAAGUUUUAGUGUUCAUCAAGUAUACUGUGAAACUUUAAUACCUAGAUUAGCAAAAAAAUCACAAGAAGCUUUAGGUAUUACUGAAAAAGAAUUUUUUGAACAAAUGGGAGUGCAUUUUGUGAGUUUUGUUGGUCAGUACGGCUAUGAUAGAGUGCUAUCUGUAUUGGGCAGACAUAUGAGAGAUUUUUUAAACGGUUUGGAUAAUUUGCACGAAUAUUUGAAAUUUUCAUAUCCAAGAAUGCAAGCACCUUCAUUCAUCUGUGAAAAUGAAUCCAGGCAAGGGUUAACAUUACAUUAUAGAAGUAAACGUCGAGGAUUUGUUUAUUACACAAUGGGACAAAUCAAAGAAGUGGCUCGACAUUUUUAUCAUAAGGAAAUGCGGAUUGAAUUAGUUCGUGAAGAGAUAUUAAUGGAUACGGUGCAUGUGACAUUUCAAUUGAAAUUCGACAACAGAGCAUUUACUUUAGCAUCAAUGACAAUGACAAGAGAAGAAAAACAUUUACCAAUAAGUGCAUCGGUGCUGUUUGAAAUAUUUCCAUUUUGCAUUGUGUUCAGUUCAAACAUGAUUGUUCAAAGUAUUGGUAAUUCACUUAUGGUUAUCCUACCAAAUUUAGUUGGGAAACAAAUUACAAAUUGGUUUGAUUUAGUCAGGCCUUUAAUAGCAUUUAAGUUUCAAACGAUUUUAAAUCGUACUAACAACAUAUUUGAGUUAGUUACUGUUCAAUCAGUAUUAGCUAAUCGACCUUCAGAAAGACAUGUCAUUUUGAGUGAUGAAUCUUAUUUUUCACCAGAAGAAAAUAAACUUCGACUUAAAGGACAAAUGAUUUAUAUGGAUAAUUGGCAAAUGAUGAUGUACCUUGGUACCCCAGUGAUGCCUGAUCUCAAUGCUUUAGUGACUACUGGUUUAUACAUUAAUGACCUCUCCAUGCAUGACUUUAGCAGAGAUCUGAUGUUAGCAGGAACACAACAGUCGGUUGAACUUAAACUCGCUCUCGAUCAAGAACAAUUAAAAUCUAAAAAGCUCGAAGAAUCUAUGCGUAAGCUAGAUGAGGAGAUGAAACGAACUGACGAACUAUUGUAUCAAAUGAUUCCAAAACAGGUGGCAGAUCGAUUGCGAUCUGGAGAAAAUCCUAUAGAUACAUGUCAGAUGUUUGAUAGUGUGUCAAUACUUUUUUCGGAUAUUGUGACCUUUACUGAAAUUUGCAGUAGGAUCACGCCAAUGGAAGUUGUAUCAAUGCUAAAUGCAAUGUACUCUAUAUUUGAUACACUUACUGAAAGGAAUAAAGUAUACAAGGUUGAAACUAUUGGAGAUGCAUACAUGGUGGUAUCGGGUGCGCCUUUAACUGAAGAUAAUCACGCGGAGAAAGUUUGUGAUAUGGCUUUAGACAUGGUUGAUGCUAUUACAGACCUCAAAGACCCUUCUACAGGGUCUCAUUUGCAAAUACGCAUAGGAGUACAUUCUGGCGCUGUAGUAGCUGGUAUUGUUGGAUUAAAAAUGCCCAGAUAUUGUUUAUUUGGGGACUCAGUUAACACUGCAUCUCGAAUGGAAUCUACCAGCGAAGCUAUGAAAAUACAUAUAUCGCAAACUACUCGUGAUUCAAUAUCAUCCUCUUACACAGUUAAAGAACGUGGUGAAAUUUAUGUUAAAGGAAAAGGUGCUAUGAAAACAUAUUGGUUAGAGCAUAGAGAAAGUAGGCCUCCUUUAAGUCGAGUUUUAACUCCAGGAAAUACAAACUUACCAGAAUUAGAAUGGGAAAAAAGUGCAGAUGCAGUCUUUGAUAUUGUUGAACGUAAUAACGACAUGAACAUUCAAAUGGCUGAAGAAAGAACCAGAACUUAUUCCCCUGUAACAUUUCAAGAAGUUGCUAGGCAUUCAAUAUCUAAAUCACCUAUUAAAGAAUACUAUAGAGAAUGUAGGUCAAACUCGAUAAGUUGCACUCCAAUAGUUUCAAAAAAAGAGUUAGAACGUUUAUCGUUGAUGAAAAGGAGUUCUUCACCACUUUCGAGAUUCCUAAAAAAAAUGGAAACUCCAAUAAUAAAUGAUUCGAAUACAGUAGUGGUUCAAAGAUAUAGAUACACACGAAAUAGAGGCGAAAGUGGAGAAUCUCAAACAGCACCUUCAUCACCUGAAUCACGUAAAGAAGAACAUAUUAUUUGCAACAAGGAAUCACUAAUUAAUAAACUAGAUCAUCCAGCUUUAAUAACAGCUCCCAGAGUUAAUCCUAUAUUGGUGCAUGUAGCCGAUUAUGUAUCAUCUGAUUGUUGCGUUGACAGUUUUGAUUCAGAUGACCAAAAUUUAGUUGAACUUAACCAUUAUGACACUGAGGAAACUUUAACAUUACCGACAAUUUUAUCUCCUACAUCACAAGACGAACAACAACUAGUUCUAGUAGAAGAAGUACCAUCUCCAGCAAUAGUUGUUGUAGUAAGAGAAAAUGCUGCGGGAACACGAAUGGCACCGUCUUUUUCAGAUGGCCAAAUUUGCGAAAAACGUGACAUGGAAACAGCUACAAGUACAACAAGCCUUGACAGACAAACGCAGUGCUGCAUAACUUUCAAAGGGCGUCCGAAAUCAUCCAAAAAACGAUCGUUAUCACACUCUUGCCGUUUAGUGUAAAGUAUUUAAACUGAUUUUUGUGUUUUAGUCUAUAUAAAUAUAUAAUAUUUAAUAAUAUAAGAAUCUUUAUGUUAUUAAGAGAAUGUUGUAAUAUACUCCUAGUCAAAAAUAAAACAUGAUAUACAAUGCUUUUUUUUAACUAAAAUUUUUAGAAUAUUGAUUUUGAAAAAUAAUUUUAGUAAGCAAUACUUUGUGUUUUUCCUUUUACUCAUUAAACUUUAAUUUAGUAACAAGUAAAAUCGAAAUACAUUUUACAGAUCUACAUUGUAAGCUUGCAUUCUCUAAAAUAUACGACUUAUAUUUUGAAUGUUUCAAACUUGAUAUGAAUGUUUCCAGGAAUAAAAAAUACACAUUUAGUAAAAUAAAUUAGUUUGUAGAUUAUUGUUACAAAUGAUUUAAAAAGUAAAUAAAACUCAUAGUUGUAAAUAAUUGGGUAGAAUCAAGACGUCAAAUAUUGAAAUUCGAAUAUUUUUUUUUUUUCAAACAAUCAAAUUCACGUUAUUUACAUAUAUGAUAAUGUAGUAAUGUAGUAUGUAGUAACGUAGAAGUAUGUGUUAUACAUUACACUUUUACAAGUUUUAAAAUUAAAAAUGUUAUGUAAAUAUAAUACUUGUUUUUCAUACUUAAUUUGGCUUCUAAUUUGU